AAUAGCCAUAGUUCCAUGGUAGCUACACUCUAGUUCAAGUUAAAAGCAAGAUAUGGAUAUAGAUCUAGGAGAGUCUAUGUUCUCAUAAUUACCUUUAGAAUCUUUUAUAAAAGCAGAUUUAGAUCUAUCUAGAUCUACUUGGACACAACUGGCCUGGUGACUUAAAAAAUGUGUGAAGAUGAAUGAUUAACACAUACACUGUUAUUGUAGUUCCACAUGGUUAAAAUAGUUUAUUAAAUAUUCUAUUUUAAAGGUCCAGCCCACAACUAGACCAGAAAAGAUGGAUAAUUAUACAAAAGGUGAGAGUGUCACAAUCUUUGAUCCUCCGAGUUUACACAUGGAAGGAGCUAUUGAAAUGAAAGUAACUAAUGCCAGCAAAAUCAGAAACGUUAUGGGAUAUGCCAUGUCAACAUUUGGUAAUAGUAAUGUCAGACAUGUGAUUUGGAAUGGAAGCGGAAACGCCAUCAGCAAGACAAUAAGCUGUGCAGAAAUAAUGAAACGAAAAAUUAAGGGUUUGCAUCAAAUAACACAGGUUGGCUUUCUAAGAGUGGAGGAUUUUUGGGAGCCAACAGUGGAAGGCUUAGAUAGACUUAAGGUCAACACAAACAUACCAACCAUUUCUAUACUGUUAUCCAAAGAUCCGCUAGAUACCAGCCAUCCAAGCUAUCAAGCUCCAGGCAGCACUGAACUUGUGUGGCCAGAUCAGAUGAAAACCAAGAAGGACAACUCCCAAAGAAAAAUGGCAGCAAUAAGAGAUUUGAAAAAUGCAGCCUCAAAACCCAAAAGAUCCAGAGGCAAUGGAAAAGACAGUUUUAAAUCUAAAAAAAAGACAGAUAAGUUACAAAGUGGCACAGAGCUGAAAAAGAGUGAAGCAACGUGUAAUUCAAUGGAAUAAACUUCAACUUUUAGAGUCUCUUGUAUGUAUAUGUAUAUAUAAAAAUGUAUUUGUUUCCUUGUUAUAAAAAUUAUUGAAACAAUAAAUAUAUUUAAAAAAUUUUU
This is a messenger RNA of Biomphalaria glabrata, 999 nucleotides long. Its product is annotated as ribonuclease P protein subunit p25-like protein. The record is from RefSeq and is a predicted model, not a curated record. The transcript is spliced from 7 exons. Gene Ontology annotation, molecular function: RNA binding. Gene Ontology annotation, biological process: tRNA 5'-leader removal. NCBI's taxonomy places the organism in Eukaryota, Metazoa, Mollusca, Gastropoda, Planorbidae. Gene Ontology annotation, cellular component: ribonuclease MRP complex. The coding region runs from base 281 to 895 and encodes 204 amino acids.